Sciurus carolinensis (gray squirrel) is the source of this 2120-nucleotide messenger RNA. It is a transcript of the gene Gps1, whose product is annotated as G protein pathway suppressor 1. Lineage: Eukaryota; Metazoa; Chordata; Mammalia; Rodentia; Sciuridae. Bases 198 to 1754 code for a protein of 518 amino acids. The transcript is spliced from 14 exons. Gene Ontology annotation, cellular component: COP9 signalosome. The record is from RefSeq and is a predicted model, not a curated record.
ACGAGGAGGCCAGGGCGGGAGGUCCCGGGGAAGACGAGAGGACGGGAGGCCGCGGGGAGCACGAGGAGGGCGGCGGCCGCCGGGCAGAGGCCCCGCGCGCGGCGUGGACUCGCCGCGCGGGCUGCGCUCGGCCGGCCCCUCCUCCGCCCUGCGCCAACGCUCCUCGGCCGCGGCCGGCCGGCUGCAGUCAGGUCGCGAUGCCGGGCAGCCCGGCGCCCAGCUCGGCCUCCUCGUCGGCCUCCGACCUGCGGCCUGGCACGGCUGGGGACUGCAGCCUGAGCGUCAGCCUGUCGGCCUGCACGCUGCUCUCCGAGGGGGCUGUGGAGCCCAUGCAGAUUGACGUGGACCCCCAGGAGGAUCCCCAGAAUGCGCCCGAUGUCAACUACGUGGUGGAGAACCCUACCCUGGAUCUGGAGCAGUAUGCAGCCAGCUACAGUGGGCUGAUGCGCAUUGAGCGACUGCAGUUCAUUGCUGACCACUGCCCCCCACUGCGGGUGGAGGCCCUGAAGAUGGCCCUUUCCUUCGUGCAGAGGACCUUCAAUGUGGACAUGUAUGAGGAGAUACACCGAAAGCUCUCAGAGGCCACCAGGUCCUCCCUCAGGGAGCUGCAAAAUGCGCCCGAUGCCAUCCCUGAGAGUGGUGUGGAGCCCCCACCUCUGGACACAGCCUGGGUGGAGGCCACUCGGAAGAAGGCCCUGCUGAAGCUGGAGAAGCUGGACACAGACCUGAAGAACUACAAGGGCAACUCCAUCAAGGAGAGCAUCAGGCGUGGCCAUGAUGACCUGGGCGACCACUACCUCGACUGUGGUGACCUCAGCAACGCUCUCAAGUGCUACUCACGGGCCCGGGACUACUGCACGAGCGCCAAGCACGUCAUCAACAUGUGCCUCAACGUCAUCAAGGUCAGCGUCUACUUGCAGAAUUGGUCUCACGUGCUGAGCUAUGUCAGCAAGGCUGAGUCUACCCCAGAGAUUGCUGAGCGUGGAGAGCGGGACAGCCAGACCCAAGGCAUCCUCACCAAGCUCAAGUGUGCUGCAGGCUUGGCUGAGCUGGCCGCACGCAAGUACAAGCAGGCUGCCAAGUGCUUCCUGCUGGCCUCGUUUGAUCACUGCGACUUCCCCGAGCUGCUUUCCCCCAGCAACGUGGCCAUCUACGGUGGCCUGUGCGCAUUGGCCACCUUUGACCGGCAGGAACUGCAGCGGAACGUCAUCUCCAGCAGCUCCUUCAAGCUGUUCCUGGAGCUGGAGCCACAGGUCCGAGACAUCAUCUUCAAAUUCUACGAGUCCAAGUAUGCCUCGUGCCUGAAGAUGCUGGACGAGAUGAAGGACAACCUGCUCUUGGACAUGUACCUGGCUCCCCACGUCAGGACUCUGUACACCCAGAUCCGCAACCGCGCGCUCAUCCAGUAUUUCAGCCCCUAUGUGUCCGCUGACAUGCACAAGAUGGCUGCGGCCUUCAACACCACAGUGGCAGCACUGGAGGACGAGUUGACGCAGCUCAUCCUGGAGGGGCUCAUUAACGCGCGCAUCGACUCGCACAGCAAGAUCCUGUAUGCUCGCGAUGUGGAUCAGCGCAGCACCACCUUUGAGAAGUCUCUGCUGAUGGGCAAGGAGUUCCAGCGACGCGCCAAGGCCAUGAUCCUGAGGGCAGCUGUCCUGCGCAACCAGAUCCACGUCAAGUCCCCUCCCAGAGAAGGGAGCCAGGGGGAGCUGACUCCAGCCAACAGCCAGUCCCGGAUGAGCACCAACAUGUGAGGGGCACCCAGCGGCCUCCGGGAUGGUUUGCACGCCCUUCCCUGCCCCCUCGGACAUGCUCCUGGGUCUCCUGCCUGCUCACCUUGAGCUUGAGCAGCCCGACCACUGGGUGCUACUCCUGAGCUUCUAGCAAGGCCUCUGUGUGCCCCUCCAACUGGCAGGACCCUGCUGCAGGGCCUGAGGAGGCAGACAGGUGCCAUUGUGGCCACGAAGGACCGGCCCCUGGGCCCCCAUGCCCAGGGAACAGACUGCAUGCAGUGCCCAGGCUCCUGCCUGGCAGCACAGCCCCCCUAGCCCUCCUGUUCAAGCGCUGUUUGGGCUGCAGAGUGUCAACUGCAGAGUACAUUAAAGAGCAGACUGAUGGUU